AUGUACGAUAUAUUUCAAGCAAAAACGGCAGAAAAAGCAAGUUUGUUCCAGAAUAACAGGAUCUUGCCUGUUCCCUACAAAGAAAUAUCUCUUCAAAAUUUCUGCUCAUGAAAUUGUCAGAAAAUUCAUGGAUUUUUCCAAAAUUAUGAAAUGAACACUAAUGAAAAAUACUGAAUCACUGGAGAAGAUUCAUUGAAGAAGCCAGUCAUAGAGCAAAAAGCCUCCAAACUGCCUCCUUUGUUGACUAGCAAUUUGAAUAGACAUGAGUCUUCAGGAAGUCUUGAUAGUUUAGUAGAUAGCCAAACCGAACAUUUGCCUUCAUCACAGAUUCAAAAUUUAUCAAGAAGACAAAUGAAGAUGAUUGAAAGAAAUUUCACUAACUCAAGUGCAAGGAAAGAUGUCAUUUAUAAAGCCAUCCUCAGGUUCUUCAGAAGAGCCUGUCAGUUUGGAGUCAAGCAGAUAGAAUGCAGGUACGAUGGAUAUGAACAAAUUAAUCAAGUAUCUUGUCAUCAUCUGGAGGAGAAGUCUUCUGUUUUUCUCCAGGAAGUACUAGGGCUGACAGUGACUCCUGAGCUUGAAGAGAUCUUUUCAAUAAUAAUUUCUUUUAACCCUGACAAGACUAACCUUGCCAGGUCAAGCUAUAUUUUUAGCAGUUUAUUCACUGGAAGCAUCACCAAAUUUAAUCGUAAAAAAUUGCAAAAAUUGUUUGAGAACAAAUUAUUCGCACGAGUGUUCCUAGCUUUCUGGAAAAAUACAGAGAGGUUCUCAGAAAUGGUACUAAGCCUAAACUCGAAGAGGGAUGAAGAAAUCAAUCAGAGAGCCUUCAAAUAUUAUCUGGAUAGGCUAUGCCACGCAUGCAAUCAGACUUUGGGAGAGUAACCCAGAGAGAUUAAUGAUGCUAAUUUCUCAAUAAAAAUUU
Molecule: messenger RNA, 919 nt
Organism: Moneuplotes crassus
Lineage: Eukaryota; Ciliophora; Spirotrichea; Euplotida; Euplotidae
Source: the annotation of a GenBank genome assembly